UAUUCUGUAUUCCGACGGAUUUCUAUUUCGUUCGAAAGUGAUAUUUCGAUCGUUUUCGAAUUUACCAUUCCCUAUUCCAAUCGUUUUGCUCGUUUCGAACGAAAGUGUUAGAAAAUUUCGAAUAUGCAUCGAUCUGUCAAAAACCGAUAAACAAAAAGAAACACCGUAUUAAAUAGCGGCGAGUGCGAGUUGAAUUUCAGUUAAUUUUUGAUCCUAAGAGAAAUUUGUGAGAAAAUUUUCUCGUUCAAUGGAUUCCGUUUUGUUACCGAUUUUGGCGGAGCAAGAAGAAAUUGGAAUGCCUUGCUACCAUCGGCGAAACCACCGAAAAUCAACCGACUUCAUGAAACUUUCUGAUGAAGCAUUCAUCAAAAGUUUUCGUCUAAGUAAGGAAGCUUUUCGGUACGUUUUAGAGGAAAUUGAGAACUGCCUUACCACAAGGAAAGGUGGUCUAUCCACGGAGGUGAAACUCGCAGCAUGUUUGCGAUUCUUUGCUGAAGGAAAUUAUCAACAUGGAGCAGGGCAAGAUUAUCACAUUGCCAUAGCACAGCCCACAUUUUCCAAGGUGCUGACUGAAAUGCUUAACAUUCUGGAGCGGACACUGUGUAAGAAAUGGAUUUCCCUAAAUAUGACGGAAGACGAACAGCGGCGUGCUAAACUACACUUCUAUCAGAAAACAUCAAUUCCGGGUGUUAUUAUGUGUUUGGACCCACGUAAAAAUUAUUCCACCUAAGCUGAAUCGAAAUUUGUUUUUUAAUCGGAAGGGAUUUUAUAGUCUCAACGUUCUGAUUGUAAGUAUUAUUAGUAUUUGAAUUAACAAAUCAAUGAACAAAUACUCUUUUUUAU
This is a messenger RNA of Toxorhynchites rutilus septentrionalis, 843 nucleotides long. RefSeq lists its product as uncharacterized. The transcript has 2 exons. The coding region runs from base 248 to 730 and encodes 160 amino acids. The record is from RefSeq and is a predicted model, not a curated record. Lineage: Eukaryota; Metazoa; Arthropoda; Insecta; Diptera; Culicidae.